UUUUGUUGCUUCCGCCGAAAAUUUCGAGAAAUUUUGAAUUUUCAAUGAAAAUAGGCGGUUUUUACAUUCAACGAUGUUUACAUUCUGUACUUUAUUGUUCAUGAAUGUAAACCUCAUGAGCGCAGUGCAAAAUGUGGACUCUGGAUACUGUGAUAUUGCCGGCGAAUCGUGUGGAACACAGACUGAUUUAUUGCAGGAGAGAUACAUAUUUUACGAUGUAAACCCGCCAGAAGGUUUUAAUUUACGACGCGACGUGUACAUGAGGUUCGCUACAUUGUUAGCAGCACAGAAUAGUGAGAAGCGGGAACUCUGGCAUUUAGUUUUACCGCCAUGGUACAGACUUUACCACUGGAAAUCUCAGACUUCAAAAUCGAAACCUGUGCAUUGGAGUUUAUUCUUCGACGUGGACUCUUUGAAAUCAUACGCUCCAGUCGUAGAACUCCACGAGGUAUUCGCAAAAUAUCCGAAUAAACCUUUGGAAAUUGACGUGCUUUUCAUUUUACAAAACUUUGAAGACGCUUUUGAAGGGGGUACGUUCGUUGAAAAAUGGGAGAUAGUUAAAGAUAAGUGUGAAUACGACGGCCUAUUCUGGGGUUAUAAGAACAUUACUGCUAAAGAAAUUAUUUGCGUCAAAUUCCAGGGCAAAAUCUCUAAGCUUUGGGAACUUAUCAACUUACACAAAUCGGCCAAAAAAGUCAUGUUCCAUCACGCUGAGAUACCUCUACACAAUAAUUAUGGCUCCAAAAGUUACUGGGAAUGCCGAAAAAGCAUGAAAUUCAAUGAAGAACUCGUUAACAUAGCUAAAAAUUUCAUAAGGAACCAUUUGAAUUGCGAUUCCGAUAAAUGCUCAAGCAUCAUCAGCAUUCAUUGGAGGCGCCAGGACUUCGCUCGUAGUCGCAAAGACGAAGUACCCUCCAUACCCGGCACGGUCAAACAAAUCCAGAAAUUCAUUAAGAAAAAUGCACCAACAAUAAACAAACUCUUCGUAGCAACCGAUGCAUCAACUACAGAAAUUAAUACGUUAGAAAAGGAAUUGGCAAAGUUGAAUUUCCAAGUAUACUUCUACAUGCCCAGUAAAUCGGUUAUUGAUACGUACAAUGACGGAGGUAUAGCGAUCAUCGAGCAAAUAAUAUGUUCUCAUGGAGCAUUUUUCAUCGGCACCCAUGAAAGUACAUUUAGUUUUAGAAUCCAAGAGGAACGUGAGAUUUUAGGGUUUGAUAGUACAACUACGUUCAACAUAUUGUGUCCGGAUCAUGGCAAAUGUGAAAAACCUUCAAAAUGGACUAUUGUUAAUUAAAAUGAUCGAAGUAACCUGUAGACUUAAAAUACAAUUAGGUGUCUGCUGCAAGAAUCAGAGGCAAUGUUAGUAAAUGUUUUUGAUUUUUGUUUAGGUAUUUAAAAUUGAAUUGAGAAAAAUAUUACUACUUUAUGUAAGAAAAAUAUUAUUUAAAAAAUGCAUUUAUUAUUAUAAGGAUAUACUCAAAAGUGAGUGCCAUAUUAAUAAUUAUAUAAGC
Pectinophora gossypiella (pink bollworm) is the source of this 1514-nucleotide messenger RNA. It is a transcript of the gene pofut2, whose product is annotated as GDP-fucose protein O-fucosyltransferase 2. Lineage: Eukaryota; Metazoa; Arthropoda; Insecta; Lepidoptera; Gelechiidae. Gene Ontology annotation, biological process: protein O-linked glycosylation via fucose. The record is from RefSeq and is a predicted model, not a curated record. The coding region runs from base 74 to 1297 and encodes 407 amino acids. The transcript has a single exon. Gene Ontology annotation, molecular function: peptide-O-fucosyltransferase activity.